This is a messenger RNA of Nicotiana attenuata, 2645 nucleotides long. Its product is annotated as beta-glucuronosyltransferase GlcAT14A-like. The record is from RefSeq and is a predicted model, not a curated record. Gene Ontology annotation, cellular component: membrane. The transcript has 4 exons. Lineage: Eukaryota; Viridiplantae; Streptophyta; Magnoliopsida; Solanales; Solanaceae. Gene Ontology annotation, molecular function: glucuronosyltransferase activity. The coding region runs from base 1093 to 2442 and encodes 449 amino acids.
CGUCAUCUUGUUACCCAAACAAGCCGCGAGUCAAUAUCGUAACAGUAAUAAAUACCCAAGCGUGUCUUUAUAUCUUUUUGCUUAGUUCCUUUAACUAUGUCUUCCUUGUUCUUAACUCCAAAUUACCAGUCUUUUCAAUAAUACCGUACUAAUCCAGUGUAUAAUUAGUAUAAGAUUAGGUCAUUACCUACAACUUAAGCAAUCUGUACGGUCACCUCUCCCUCUCUGCCCUCAACCCCCAGCUCAGCUCUCUAAUCUUGCAACAUAAAAUUCAUUCUCUUAUUGCGUAUUGUAAGAGUAUUUCCCCCCUUUCGAAAGUUCUGAUUAAUUGAGCUAUUUUCAGAAAGACGGGUUCUUUAAACUUUAGCUGCCAUUAUUUCAACCCAAUUCUUUUUUUUCUGCAAAUUCUUGGACUUUUCUGUUAAAAGAUUAGUUUUUGAAUCAAACCCAUUUGGGUUUUUGAGUUUCUUUUAUUGGUUAGAUCGCCACCUAUUUGAUUUAUGUUCUGUUCAGGUUUUGUUUAUUUUGAGAUAGACACAAAGUUAAUUUCUUGAACUAACUUGUCUCAAAUGGUUAUUAGAUCUAAGGUUUAGGAGAAAUAGGGUGAGCUGGGAAAUCUAUUUAUUGCUUGUUGGAUAUCUGAUUUUUAGGCUUGAAUUUAUUUUCAUACAUUUUUUUUACCCCCUUUUUCUAUACUCCACAGUCAAGUCGUACAUUGUUGUUUCACUUUUUUUGUCCUUUCAUUUUUAACAUUCCUUUUAUUGGUUGGUUGGUUUUACUUGUAGUGGUCAUUGUGAAUGAGUUUGCUUUGGAUAGUAAAACUUAAAACCAAGAAUUUUACUUUUUAGUCGGUGGAAAUUUGGAAGCUUUUGAGCUUCAGUGCUUUCUAUAGAAUUUGACCUCCAUUUCUACUAAUAGUCCUCAUAUCAUCCUUUUCACUUUGAUGCUAAAGUUCCAUUCUUUUCUUCUUUCUUUCUUCUUCUUUGAGAAGAUCAAAGCGAAAAGCUUAAGUCUUUAGAAUCUUUUUGCUUCCAACUCAUGAAAUUUGGCUUCUUUUUCCCUUGAAAUAUUUGGUGGAAGCAAUUGUUGAGCAUGAGGAAAUAUGCCAAUUCUUAUUCAGGAAGAGUAUUUAAUGAUAAAAAUUUGAAUUCUCACUCGGGAAGGGUAUUUGGCGACAGAUAUUGGAAAAUACCAUUCUUUGUGAGCCUGCUUGUGUCUAUUACUCUGUUCACAGCAACUAUUUUUGGGUUAUAUCCAUCAUCAUAUGGAAGAGAUCAAAUGCAAUUGGAUAUGGUUUCUUCUUUUGCUAGGCCAGCAGAAUCGGAUGGAUAUUUUGUGGAAUCUGAUUUCCAGUCAUUUCAAUCAAAUGGCUUUGCGAAAAGUGAACCACCUAGAUUUGCUUAUCUCAUAUCAGGCACAAAGGGUGACAGUCACAGAAUGAUGAGGACUUUGCAAGCGGUUUAUCACCCAAGGAAUCAGUAUGUUCUACAUAUGGAUCUUGAGGCUCCACCUCGAGAAAGGUUGAACUUAACAAUGUCGGUGAAGAAUGAUCCCAUAUUCCGCAAAGUGGAGAAUGUUCGUGUAAUGGCACAGUCAAAUUUAGUGACGUAUAAGGGCCCUACGAUGAUUGCUUGUACCCUUCAAGCUAUAUCCAUUCUGCUGAAGGAAAGUUCAAAGUGGGACUGGUUUAUCAAUCUCAGUGCUUCAGAUUAUCCGCUUGUGACUCAAGAUGAUUUGCUCCAUGUUUUCUCUAAUUUGUCCAGAAAUCUGAAUUUCAUUGAAAAUAUGCUGCUUCAUGGGUGGAAACUGAACCAGAGAGCUAAACCUAUCAUCAUUGAUCCUGGUCUUUAUUUGUCUAAGAAAUCUGACAUUGCCACAACUUCUCAACGGCGAUCACUACCUACAGCUUUUACACUGUUUACGGGCUCAGCAUGGGUGAUACUGACUCGCUCUUUUGUGGAGUACUGCAUAUGGGGAUGGGAUAACUUUCCGAGAACUCUGCUCAUGUACUAUACAAAUUUUGUUUCUUCACCAGAGGGCUAUUUUCACACGGUAAUUUGCAACUCCGAAGAGUUCCGUAGCACUGCAAUAGGUCAUGAUCUGCAUUACAUUGCUUGGGAUACCCCUCCCAAGCAGCAUCCUAUUUCACUGACAGUGAAGGACUUCAAUAAAAUGGUUAAUAGCAGUGCACCAUUUGCUCGAAAAUUUCGCAAGGAUGAUGCUGUCUUAGACAAGAUUGAUAAAGAGUUGCUUGGUCGUAUAAACCGUUUUGCACCAGGAGCAUGGUGUAAUGGAAGCUCAGCUGACGGAGUUGAUCCCUGCUCAGUGGUAGGAGAUGACUCGGUGUUUAGGCCUGGUCCUGGUGCCGACAGGUUGCAUGAGCUAAUGAACAAACUGCUAUCUGAAGAUUUUCGUAGUAAACAAUGCUCAACUAAGAGUUAAUAUUGCUAACAUUGUUUUCGCCUUGUUCAUGAUGCUUUCUACAUAGCUAAUCAAAGAAAAUGACCGGUGAUUUGGCCAUUGCUGGCUGCAAAUGACUAGGGACCUUCCUCAUAGGUGAGAGUUCAGUUGACCCAAGUGUACAUGGUUGUAUGGAUAGAUCACAGUUUCAAAUGUAAAAUUUUGCUCUUUCCUUUUCUCAGUAA